UCGGCAAUCUAUUUGCAUAAGUACUCGAUUGAUCGAGGAAAUUUGUUUGCUUAUCUUUUAAUAAAAGCAAUAUUAACGUACUACUCUCUUUAUGCAUUUAAAACCAGCGCUGGGUCUCACUUUUCAAGAUGAACUCACAGUUCAUAGAACAGGUGCAGAUUUUGAUGCACGCGCAACAGAUUAAAUGUGCGGAGAGUGUUUUCGGGAAGUCCAACUACAUGUGGCUUUGCAGCAAAAGGACGCCUGUGAUCUGGAUGUCUACAAGGGACGAGUUUUUGAUACGACAGGCCUUAACCAAGGUGACUGCUGACCAGCAAGUCAAGGUCAUGAAGCAGCUGCUGACUUGGCUGGACGACCACCCAGAUGCCCAUUCUCUGAAAAUCCCCGAAAUGUCGCUCCGAUUUCUCAACAAUGUGGCCAACGUGAACAUGAUGAACGAAAUGACGAUGUCGAGGGCCAGCAGUUUCAGAAACAGUCUGAGGCGUUUGUCGCUGAUUACGAAUCGGAUUGCUCCGGCUCUGAGGGCGGAUACCAGUGCCAAGUUGAGACGAUCCGUCACUUUUAAUGACGUGCCAAUAAUUUAUCGCAUCAAGUACUGACCCAAGUUGAAACAUAUAUGUAUGUAAGAGACAACACAGAAGCGCACUAAUGUACCUAUGGAAUCCAGGAGUAACAAGCCUGUUACCCAUUAAAACUACCUAAUAACAGUAAUUAUGUAAUUAACUAAUACACCUGACACCUCAAUUAAAAUAAACUAAUUACGAUCGUC
Messenger RNA from Zophobas morio, 769 nucleotides. RefSeq lists its product as uncharacterized. The record is from RefSeq and is a predicted model, not a curated record. Bases 129 to 599 code for a protein of 156 amino acids. Lineage: Eukaryota; Metazoa; Arthropoda; Insecta; Coleoptera; Tenebrionidae. The transcript is spliced from 3 exons.